This is a messenger RNA of Camponotus floridanus (Florida carpenter ant), 4105 nucleotides long. It is a transcript of the gene hth, whose product is annotated as homeobox protein homothorax. Lineage: Eukaryota; Metazoa; Arthropoda; Insecta; Hymenoptera; Formicidae. The transcript is spliced from 14 exons. The record is from RefSeq and is a predicted model, not a curated record. Gene Ontology annotation, biological process: embryonic pattern specification; eye development; animal organ morphogenesis. Gene Ontology annotation, molecular function: RNA polymerase II cis-regulatory region sequence-specific DNA binding; DNA-binding transcription activator activity, RNA polymerase II-specific. The coding region runs from base 1727 to 3130 and encodes 467 amino acids.
ACUGCGGAAGGCGCAGGAUCUAAAACCGCGCUAGGCGCUACUCUCCACGCUCGCUCGCUCCGCUCUUCUCUAACCCGUGCGAUCUACACCCGGUUGCUUUUUCGUGGGGGAAACCUGAAACACGCAUAUCCCCGUGGCUGCCUUCGACCGCGCGCCCGCCGCUACGUGUAACACACUACGAACCUACCACCUUCUGUCCACCGGAGUUACGAGUGCCACACGCAGUAGUAGUCACGGUCAGGGAGGAGGGUCGCCGACGUCUCGCGGACAUCACUCGCUCGCGCGGUCUCCUCUCUCGACUCGCGUCCGUGCGGUCUUUACGGUGAUAUCGUAUUCACCCGUCGCGUACACGGUAAACGCGGCGAGUAAUCGUCGUCGUCGCCUCGUCCCGUCUCGCGUCGCGUCGCGUCCGUCUCGUAUAAGUAAUAUCCGUCGUAACGUCGCGCGCGCGUUAUCGCUCCGCGACCCGGUUCUUACAGAUUGUGCGCGACAGGCGGCAACUUGGAGGAAGAUACGUAUCGCGGAAUAGAGCGCAUCGUCGUGGCAACGCUGUUGUCGUUGCCUGCCGCUGCCACCGUGUGCCACGCGUCACGCGCGUCCCUCGUAAACGCAUCCGCGAGGUGCGAGCGUACGCAUCGGUUGACACUGUGCCGCGACGGUGAAUAGUGCGAAGCGUCCUGACGCCCGUCGUCGUCGUCGUCUUCGUCGUCGGGCGUCAUUUGUGGAUUUCUCGCUCUCAUGUUUGAGUAUCGAAGGAUGUAACGAGGUGUUCUGUCAGUGACAUCAUCGGGUCAGGUGAUUUAUCGUUGGUUGUUGGUGCGCGAAACAUAGUGAACGUAGAACAGGACGUCUCGGUUGUGUGAGAUAACUCCGAAGUUGCUUGCGGAACGACGGCUCACUUCGCGCUACUCGCGACAGACAUCCCGGCGCCAUCUCGAUGUGGCACGCUCGGCCGACAGGUCCCGCGAUCGCCUCGCGCGCGAAUCUCGCGCUCUAGGUGCCACGCCACUCAUCGCUGCUCCUCGUCUCAUCUCCAGGUCCAUCGAGAUCGAGUCUCGUCCGCCGUCGUUGAAGACAUUUCUCGUCGCGAAGCACGUGCCCGCGCGCAUCGGGCAAGCGUGAUAUGCGGGAUUGACGGGAGGCGCCCGAGCUGCUGCGUCAACCGGCAACCACCGGGAGGUGGUAUCAUCGGCGACGAUGUGGAAACACGCGUAUCCGGCCGCAGCCGUCGUCGUAGCCGUCGCCGAAGUCCUCCCACGAGCGAUUAUACCCGUUGCCGAGCUGUGCUGACGCUUGUUCGCGAUUAUCUAAAUUCAUCGGCUACGCGUCUCGUUGCGAGCGACGUCCUUUGAAAUACAUAACGGAAAACGAGGAAGAGAGAAGAGGGAGAGAAAGACAGAGCGGAAUAGAAGCGGGCCGACGGAACGAUUGUCCAACGCGAGUGCGCCUUCCUUCAACUUUCGAAGGAAGAAGGAGAAACUUUCGUCUUUUAGUUUGGACCGUCGGCUGCCGACGGAACUUGGAGCUCGACCUCGAGCCGUCGGACUCUACCUUUUGCCGCGAAAGCCCAGCGUCGCGUAGCGCGUCCGAGCGCCAGGCUUAGAUCGCGCUACAACAGUGCUUAAAAGUGUUGUGAAGUGUCGAGGCUCGCUUGCUUACAUUGUGGGAAAAUACAGCCGCUACGGUGGCUCAGCACGCAGAGUUCCCCGGCGCGGCCAGGGCGUUCAUGGCGCAGCCAAGGUACGACGAUGGCGGGCUGCACGGGGGUUACCUCGAGGGCGGUGGUGGCGGUGGAGGCGCAGGGCUGUACGAUCCACACGGUAAUGCCCGCGGCGUUCCCGGUCUCCAUCACAGUCCACACCUUGGUAGUAUGGGACCGGCCCACCCCCAGUAUCCACCGCCUCAGCCGCCACAGCACGUUCUCGCGGCGGCAGCCGCGGCCGCGGCCUCCGCGGUACCCGAUGUCCACAAACGCGACAAGGAUGCCAUAUACGGACACCCCCUGUUCCCACUCCUCGCACUCAUAUUUGAAAAGUGCGAGCUGGCAACGUGUACGCCGCGCGAGCCUGGUGUAGCGGGUGGUGACGUCUGCUCGUCAGAAAGCUUCAACGAGGACAUCGCCGUUUUCUCAAAACAGAUCAGACAAGAAAAGCCGUAUUACAUUGCGGACCCGGAGGUGGACUCGCUGAUGGUUCAAGCGAUCCAAGUCCUCCGGUUUCACCUCCUCGAGCUCGAAAAGGUACACGAGCUCUGCGACAACUUCUGCCAUCGAUAUAUCAGCUGCUUGAAGGGCAAGAUGCCGAUCGACCUCGUGAUCGACGACCGGGAAAGCUCGAAGCCACCCGAGCUGGGUAACGGUCUAGACGGCGGCGGCCCUAGGAGCACCGCCGACAGCACCAGUCAUACAGACGGAGCCAGCACGCCGGACGUCAGGCCACCUUCUUCGUCGCUUUCGUACCCUGGCGCGGGUGCUAACGACGAUGCGCGUAGUCCCGGAAGUGGCGGUACACCCGGACCCCUCAGCCAGCAAGCGCCAGCCAGUCUGGAUUCAUCGGACCCCGAUGCAAUGGGUAAAUGGUGUCCUCGUAGAGAAUGGAGUUCGCCGCCUGACGCGCAACGUGCGGCGAGCGACGCACGUCGUGGUGUCCUUUAUUCCUCCGUCUUCCUCGGCAGUCCCGCAGGUGACGCGAGUAACGCGAGUAUCGGUAGCGGGGAGGGUACGGGGGAGGAAGACGACGAUUCGACGGGCAAGAAAAACCAAAAGAAACGGGGUAUCUUUCCCAAAGUCGCGACGAACAUCCUCAGGGCGUGGCUCUUUCAACAUCUCACGCAUCCAUAUCCCUCGGAAGACCAGAAAAAACAGUUGGCACAGGACACGGGGUUGACGAUUCUUCAGGUCAACAACUGGUUUAUUAAUGCGAGGCGUAGAAUCGUUCAACCUAUGAUUGACCAGAGUAAUCGAGCUGUGUUUCCACCAUUGUCUGCAGGUCCGAGCGGGGCAUACAGUCCGGACGCGACGAUGGGCUACAUGAUGGACGGACAGGCCGCCAGCAUGAUGCACCGGCCGCCCGGUGAUCCUACCUUCCAUAAUCAGUACCAUUACCCGGAGUACUAUGGACAUCACAUAUAAAGAAGUACUUGCAAGACGGAACGGACGGUGGAAUGACAGCUCUAGCAACAUGAGAAGCAUGACGGGCCUACCGUGUCCCAGGCUGGCACAGACCAGAAUCGGAGGACAAUGACGAUCCAUUGAUCGCCAGAACGAUUUCUUGCCAUGCCGCACGUCGAAAUCCGUGACGAUCGGGUGCUCGGGGAUGAGAGGAGACGACACGAGGAAAAGAGAAAGGGGCAAAAGGAGCGAGGUUCCUGGUUCAAGGAGAAAAGACGUGGCGGGUGAAACGCCGCGGGAGGCCAACGAGAAGAAGAUCGUAGAACCGUCGAAGGAAGAGAGAUGGUUAUACGAGAUGGAGUGAAGUAGCUGCAGAAGCGGCAACGCGGAAGGACACGGGGAGGAUGAAGCCGCGGCUUGGUCUGGAGAAUGACGCGGUGAAAUUCAUGUGAUUGUUCUUUGUACAAAUAUCGCGGUGUAAUGUAGUGAAAAAUUUAAAUGUUAAAUUUUAAUACGGUCGCGAUCGAGAUAUAUUAAUAAAAUAUAAGUGAUAUAUAGGCAAUUUAGCGGGCAUGUACAUUAAAUAAAAAGAGGUAAACCCCCCCCCCCCCCGGUGCUCGCACGGAAUAGAGAGUAUGUUCAAGUGCACAGACGAUGCAAGAGAAGUAUAAAAAGAAAGAAAGAGAUAUACCAAGAAAAAAAAAUGGAGGUAUACAUAUAUAUAUUUACAUGUAUGUAUGUAUAUACAUAUACAUAUAUAUAAUGCAUACACAUACAUAUAUAUGUGUAUAUAUAUUAUAAAUAAAUAUAAAUAGCGAGACACAAAAGAUAAGUAGAGGAAGGCAACAAGAUUAUUAAAUGACACGGUGCAGAUGUUUAAAGAUAUAUAAAAAGAAAAUGGACGCGCAAAUGGAAGAAAAUUAGACCGAAUGACAUCGACGCGUGUGCCGGACUCGAGCGUCGAACUGCAUAUAUAUAUAUACAUAUAUAUAUAUA